CUAGACUCCAAGCUGAGCCAUGCUUCUCUAUUUCCUAUGUUUUUUGGCCCUGCUCGCCCUGCUCCCAGUCCUUCUGGUCUUUCUGCUUCGGCUUCGAGCACAGUACCUUGCAGCGCAGUCGCCCAUUGGCAAGGAACUGGCAGGAAGAGAAACAGUGGCCUUCUUCCAUCCUUAUGCUCAUGCGGGGGGAGGAGGUGAACGAGUGCUUUGGUGUUCAAUCCGCUCGGUGCAGCAGAGGUAUCCAGAAGUGAUUUGUGUUGUGUACACAGGGGAUAUGGACGUGACACCUUCCGAGCUCUUACUGCAGGCGAAGAAGCGCUUUGGAGUGGACAUUGACAGCAAAGGUGUCCGCUUCGUCUUCCUCAGCUGCAGACGAUGGGUGGAUGCUUCAUCGUGGCCGCGCUUCACUCUGAUUGGUCAAAGCCUUGGAUCUUUGGUGCUUGGAUGGGAAGCUCUUUGCCAAUUUCGGCCGGAGAUCUUCGUUGACUCCAUGGGCUAUGCUUUCACCUUGCCAUUGUUCAGUUUGCUGGGUGGCUGCCGAAUUGGAUGCUACGUGCAUUAUCCGACGAUCUCCACAGACAUGUUGGAACAGGUCCGAGAUCGCAGAAGUGGGCUUUGCAACGAUGCCAAAGUAGCUGGUUCAUGGCUUCUAUCUUCUGCAAAGCUGCUAUACUACAGACUUUUUGCCAUGCUUUACGGGCUGGCUGGGAGCUUUGCAGAGGUGGUUCUGGUGAACUCCUCCUGGACACGGAAUCACAUCGUCGCCCUGUGGAAAAUGCCGGAACGAACAGUCACAACCUACCCACCUUGUGACACCGCUGCGUUGGCAGAGCUACCUUUGGAGCGCGCCCAGAAGGACUUCCCUGGCAAGCUGGUUCUCUCGCUGGCGCAGUUUAGACCUGAGAAGAACCACGCUUUGCAGCUUCGGUCAUUCUCGAGAUAUCUGCAGAUGCAGGCCGCAGCUGGUGAAAAUGACCGAGCACGACUGAUUCUGGCCGGAGGAUGCAGAGAUGCUGGUGACCGCGCAAGGGUGGAAGCAUUGCAGCAGCUGUGCAAGGAGCUGGGCUUGCGGGAGCAAGGCGGCAGCGACUGGGAUGUGAGUUUCCGAACGAAUGUGCCAUUCGAGGAGAUGCAAAAUCUGCUGGCACAAGCUGAUGUAGGUUUGCACACCAUGCGUGACGAACACUUCGGCAUCAGCGUGGUGGAGUUCAUGGCUGCCGGGGCCGUGGUCAUUGCGCACAACUCUGCUGGCCCGGCGAUGGACAUUGUGACACCUCUACCAGACGGCAGAAGGACAGGAUUGCUGGCCAACGAUGAUGAAGACUAUGCCAAGAAGUUAAUGGAGGCAUUGAACGAGAUGGGCCCCAAGCAGCGCCUAGAUACUGCGGAAGCUGCACGGGAAGCUGUUCGUCAUCGUUUCUCACAAGAAGCCUUCGAAGAAUUGGUGGCGGAACGCCUCGUAAUGCCAUUGCGAACAAAGCAAAAGCGGGUGUGACACAAAA
This is a messenger RNA of Cladocopium goreaui, 1502 nucleotides long. The record is from the annotation of a GenBank genome assembly. NCBI's taxonomy places the organism in Eukaryota, Dinophyceae, Suessiales, Symbiodiniaceae.